AUGUCGGACGAGUGCGGGCGCACUGCAGCCCUGGCGGCCGGGAGGACGCGCAAAGGCACCGGGGAAGAGGGCCUGGUGAGCCCCGAAGGAGCAGGGGACGAGGACUCGUGCUCCUCCUCGGUCCCGCUGUCCCCAUCGUCCUCACCCCGGUCCAUGGCCUCCGGCUCCGUCUGCCCUCCCGGCAAGUGUGUGUGCAACAGUUGUGGCCUGGAGAUCGUGGACAAGUAUCUUCUCAAGGUGAAUGACCUGUGCUGGCAUGUUCGGUGUCUCUCCUGCAGUGUCUGCAGAACCUCCUUAGGAAGGCAUACGAGCUGUUAUAUUAAAGACAAAGACAUUUUCUGCAAACUUGACUAUUUCAGAAGGUAUGGAACUCGCUGCUCUCGCUGUGGGAGGCACAUUCAUUCUACUGACUGGGUCCGGAGAGCCAAGGGGAAUGUCUAUCAUUUGGCAUGCUUUGCCUGCUUUUCUUGCAAGAGGCAACUUUCCACAGGAGAGGAGUUUGCUUUGGUGGAAGAGAAAGUACUCUGCAGAGUGCAUUAUGACUGCAUGCUGGAUAAUUUAAAAAGAGAAGUGGAAAAUGGUAAUGGAAUUAGUGUUGAAGGUGCCCUCCUCACAGAACAAGAUGUUAAUCAUCCAAAACCAGCAAAAAGAGCUCGGACUAGCUUUACAGCUGAUCAACUGCAGGUUAUGCAAGCGCAAUUUGCUCAGGACAAUAACCCCGAUGCACAGACACUUCAAAAACUGGCAGAAAGAACAGGCUUGAGCAGACGUGUGAUACAGGUGUGGUUUCAGAAUUGUAGAGCACGCCACAAGAAACAUGUCAGCCCUAAUCACUCCUCCUCUGCCCCAGUCACAGCAGUCCCACCCUCCAGGCUGUCUCCACCCAUGUUAGAAGAAAUGGCUUAUUCUGCCUAUGUACCCCAAGAUGGGACGAUGUUAACUGCGCUGCAUAGUUAUAUGGAUGCUCACUCACCAACUACUCUUGGACUCCAGCCCCUGUUACCCCAUUCAAUGACACAACUGCCAAUAAGUCAUACCUAA
Messenger RNA from Suncus etruscus (white-toothed pygmy shrew), 1041 nucleotides. RefSeq names its product LIM homeobox 8 (gene LHX8). Bases 1 to 1041 code for a protein of 346 amino acids. The record is from RefSeq and is a predicted model, not a curated record. The transcript is spliced from 8 exons. Lineage: Eukaryota; Metazoa; Chordata; Mammalia; Eulipotyphla; Soricidae. Gene Ontology annotation, biological process: regulation of transcription by RNA polymerase II; neuron differentiation; forebrain neuron development. Gene Ontology annotation, molecular function: DNA-binding transcription factor activity, RNA polymerase II-specific; RNA polymerase II transcription regulatory region sequence-specific DNA binding. Gene Ontology annotation, cellular component: nucleus.